This is a messenger RNA of Coffea eugenioides, 1294 nucleotides long. RefSeq names its product cytochrome b5 domain-containing protein RLF. Gene Ontology annotation, molecular function: heme binding. The transcript is spliced from 6 exons. Bases 235 to 927 code for a protein of 230 amino acids. Lineage: Eukaryota; Viridiplantae; Streptophyta; Magnoliopsida; Gentianales; Rubiaceae. The record is from RefSeq and is a predicted model, not a curated record.
GCACAAUAACAACUUGAAACGAUUGCCACACCUAUAGCUGUCUAAUAUUUGACUACUAUAUUUUUUUAUUUUCUCCCAGUCUAUUUAUUCCUUUUUCUUUUUUCUUGUAAGUAUCAUUCAAGGAAAUUGCUCGUGCAGAGAAGAACUAGAUAACAGGGAAAACCGAAAAAGGAUCGUCUUCGACAAAAAGUGAAUUACAGCUGAAGUCUGUCUUAUAGCUGAAUUGGCAGGGUUAUGAUUGCUAAUGAUGAUGAUUUUACCUUUUGUCAAGUUGGUGUUAAUGAGGAUAAAGAUGCAAUUGAUGCACAAAAUGUAGUUGAAAAUAUUAGUGGCCUCAGAAUACAAGAUGAGUCGGUGAAUGACCAUGAUUCUGGUCAGGCCAGUGGCAUACUAUGGAAUGAUAAGUUGCCUCGUACCACUGCUUCAUCAAAGGAAGAAAGAAAAGGAUCGCUGUCUUUCAGUGUAAUUGAUACAUCUUCCAGCGAUAAAGUGAACCAACAUGUUAGCCAAAGUGAAGUUGAAAAUGCAGGAAGUUCAGCUAAGGCUUCACAGGGACAGAAGACUGCUACAAGGAAGCCUGCACAGCGGAAUAAGGUUCCAUUUGAGAAGGGUUAUAGCCAGAUGGAUUGGAUGAGACUCACUAGAAUGCAUCCUGAUCUGGCAGGGUUAAAUGGACAAUCCAACGGGAGACUUGUUUCGUUGAAUGAAGUCAAACAACACCAAAAUGAGGACUCCAUGUGGACAGUUCUUAAAGGUCAUGUCUACAACAUAGCUCCAUACAUGAAAUUUCACCCAGGAGGUGUUGAUAUGCUGAUGAAAGCGGUUGGCAAGGAUUGCACAUCUUUGUUCAAUAAAUACCAUCCUUGGGUUAAUGCUGAAUUUUUACUGGAAAAGUGUCUUGUGGGCACUUUACAGGAUGGCCAUUGAACAACCAUUUAUUUGCAAGAUUCAAGAAAUUGUUCUCAGGAAAAGUGCUUUAUGACAAGCAUAUUUGCCUUAGAGAAUAAGACACAUUACAUCUUCCUACGUGAAUGUACAAUUUGAAGACUGACGUUGAUAAUGUCAAAUGGGUAAGGAAAUAAUUUACGAGUGGAUGCUAGAAUACUUGUGUGCAGGAUAACACAUUCCUGACAGCAAGGGGUUAUGUAUUUGAUUUUUUACUGCCAAUUGCUAUGAAUUAUUCUUGGCCUUUUAGCUUUUCUCAGCCCUUUACUGCUGUAACUGUAAUUGCUCACUGAUCUGUCUCACAUUGUUUUGUCAAUCUUUGGACAACUGCAUUAAUAUUUCUGCACCA